This is a messenger RNA of Tyto alba (common barn owl), 3403 nucleotides long. RefSeq names its product protein regulator of cytokinesis 1 (gene PRC1). The transcript is spliced from 14 exons. The coding region runs from base 343 to 2178 and encodes 611 amino acids. The record is from RefSeq and is a predicted model, not a curated record. Gene Ontology annotation, biological process: microtubule cytoskeleton organization; mitotic spindle midzone assembly. Gene Ontology annotation, molecular function: microtubule binding. Gene Ontology annotation, cellular component: spindle; cytoplasm; mitotic spindle midzone. NCBI's taxonomy places the organism in Eukaryota, Metazoa, Chordata, Aves, Strigiformes, Tytonidae.
GGUAGAGGGUAGCAGAGCGCCCCGCGGCGCAUGCGCACUGGCGCUCCGGAACCGCCCGGCGCCGUUUCCCGUGAUCCAACGGCCCCGGCGGCGCCGGUGAUUGGUCAGACGCGCCGUGAGGUAUUUUUUUUUUGCCGCUAUUGGCUGUCGGGCGGCUUGGGGCGGGGCCGGGCGCGGCAGCGCCGGGUGGGUCGCGAAGAUUGACGUGUCGGCCGCGGCCCGAGCGGCCGUUGUGGGCGGGGCUGGCGGUGACGCGGCCGCUCCUGGCAGCCAAUGGGCGCGCCCGGGAGGAGAGUUUGAAUUGGCGGAGGGAGCGGGGGGCCGCAGAGCGGAGCGGCCGCCAUGAGGAAAAGCGAGGUGCUGGCGGCUGAGGCCGUGUCGUGCCUGAACCGAGCCAUGGCGGCACUGCGGGACAUCUGGGAGGAGAUCGGCAUCCCCGAGGAGCAGCGCCUGGAGCGCACCGACGUGGUCAAGAAGCACAUCAAGAGUCUCCUGGACAUGAUGGUUGCGGAGGAGGAGAGCCUGAAGGAGCGGCUCCUGAAGAGCAUUGCCCUGUGUCGGAAGGAGCUUGACACCCUCUGCAGGGAGCUCCAGCUGGACCCCUUGGAGGCAGAGGAAGAAAGCACCAUUCUACAGAUGGAGAAGAAUUUGCGGACCCGUGUGGAAGUGAUGUUAAAGCAGAAAAGGGAUAGGAAGCAGGAGCUGAAAACCCUGCAAGAACAAGACCGAGACUUGUGCGACAUCCUCUGCACAACCCCGUUCUGCAUCGACAGCAAUGCCGUGCCCAGCCUGGAGGACCUGGACCGUUACAGGCGCCACUUGGCCUCCCUGACCAUCGAGAAGGAGCAAAGGCGGGAGGAGUUUGUCAGCAGCAAGCGGAAAAUCAUCCUCCUCAUGGAGGAGCUGGACCACACUCCGGACACAAGCUUUGAGCGGGACGUGGUGUGCGAGGAUGAGGAAGCUUUCUGUUUGUCCACGGACAACAUUGCUGCCCUCCAGAAUCUGAUGCAGCAGCUGGAAGCCCAGCGAUCCCUGAACGAAGCUGUGUGCACAGAGCUGCGCUCCAGAAUUGUUGCGCUUUGGGAAAGGCUGCAACUUCCUGCGGAGGAGAGGGAGUCUUCUGCAGUGCAUCUGGCUGGGUCCAAAGCCAAAACCAGGAAAGCUCUGCAGUUGGAAGUGGACCGUCUGGAGGAGAUGAAGCUGCAGAACAUGAAAUCGGUGAUUCAGGCAACCCGGGCAGAGCUGGCUGAGUACUGGGACAAAUGCUUCUACAGUCAGAAGCAGAGGGAAGGCUUCAGCCCCUAUUAUGAUGACGACUACACAGAGACCCUGCUUGAGCUCCACGAUGCUGAGGUGGUGAAGAUGAAGAACUACUAUGAAACGCACAAAGAUCUGUUUGAGGCUGUCCAGAAGUGGGAGAAGAAUUGGAAGCUGUUCCUGGAGCUGGAGAGGAAAGCAACUGACCCCAGUCGCUUCACCAACCGUGGGGGGAAUCUGCUGAAAGAAGAGAAGCAGCGAGCAAAGCUGCAGAAGAUGCUUUCCAAGCUGCAGGAGGAGCUGGAGAGCAGGGUCCAGGCCUGGGAGGAGGAGUGCGAGGGGUCUUUCCUGGUGAAGGGCCAGCAGUUCAUGGAGUAUGUGACGGAGCAGUGGCAGCUGUACCGCCUGGAGAAGGAGAAGGAGAAACAGGAGCGGCACCUGAAGAAAAGCCGCCAGACUGAGACAGAGAUGAUGUACGGAAGCACCCCGCGGACACCCAUCAAGCGUCGGGUGCUCGGCCUCCACACUCCUGGCAAAGUAAGGAAGCUCAAUGGCACUUCCAUCUCCAGCGCCACUCCCAACAGCACCGUUCGUUCAGCUUUUGGGGGAACCAUCUACCACUCGCCAACGUCUCGGUUGCCACCUUCCGGAGGGAAGCUUGGCCAGGCUCGGACCCCCAGCCGCCCAGCUGUGAAGCCCCCCCGUCCCGGACACAGGGAGCAGAACAAGGAGAACAUGUCCCAGCUGCACGGAACCACCCUGAGCGGUGGGUGCACCCCCAGAGCCCCUGCCCAGCGUAACCACAGCGUUAAUUCUGUUGCCAGCACCUAUUCUGAGUUUGCGCGCGAACUUUCAAAGGCUUCCAGAUCUGACAGUAGCUCCCGCAUCCUGAACUCCACCACCACCCACGCCUUCUGCUGAGGAGCUGCCUGCCAGGCUCCAGCUGCUCCCAGUUGUAGUGAGUCACUGCUCAGGCAGUGUUACGCAGCUCCCCCCGCCCCCCCAGGCCUCCCUUGCUCUGGGAUUAACUUUUACCUGGGUCCCGGGCCAGGCUGGUGCUCUGGGGGGUGGGGUGCCCUGCCUGACAGGGUAGGGUGUGAAAGGGGCACUUUUAAAAAUUUGCUUUUAUUUAGGGAAUUCUUGCAAAUGUUUGUGAUUAAAGAUUUGAGUACACGGUCGCGUUAGGGUAGCGCAGUGGUGGGUGCUGGCUCCUGCCGCAGCCCAGCUGGCUGGGGUGGGCGUUGGUGCUCGCUCACAGGGGCUCUGCCUUGCUGAGCAUGCUGUGGGACAGGCAGGACCCACCCCAGACCUGGCUUCGGUGCCUUUCCUUACAGGCUCUUUUCCCCUCCAUUUUUGAAGCUGUUGUCUACCCGCAUCUUCCUUCCUCACCAUCACAGCAGGCUGGUUUUAGUGGGGGCUUGCUUUAGGGGAGGUGCCUGUAGCAGGCUCUGCUUGACCCCAGAGUCCUGGGCUCACUCCGCGUGCGGUGCCCGAGGGUCCUGUCUCUCCCUGAUGGGCUGGGGGGCCCCGGGAGGGAGCAGCAGGCACCAAACCUGACCAGGCAUCCUCCUGGCUCUACACCUUGUGCCCUGCUGCUCGUGGGGCAGAGCAGGCACGUGUUACUAGCGAGGAAGGGAGCUGUGCUGGGACAAGGCUUCUCUCCAGCCCUUGGGAGGGGGGGCGACUUGUCCUACCCCCAGGACCUGCUCCCCACCGUCCAGCGCUGCCCUCCCUCGCCCUUCGCUCCGGCCGAGGACAGCGAGCCCAGCACUUUGGUGGUCCGACACAGCCCUGGGCAGGAGGGGCCUGGUUGCACCUUUGUUAACGAAGCUCUGUCUGCAUGCCUGUCCCUGAUCAUGGCUAACUUGCACCUUGUUAUCACUACAGUCCCCCACUUGCUGUUAUUUAUUCUCCAGGUUCUGUCUCCUCGCUCUGUAACUCUGUAUAUACUGUUCAUGGGAAUAAUACGUAUCUGUGUAUAUAGCUGCUGCUGUUUGUGUGUCUGUGAGGUCACGCAGGGCUUUAAGCCACAACUGGCUCCAGAGGGGCUGGGGGAAGCUGGGCCCGUCCUUUGUACACAGCACCAAGCACCACUGCAGCCCUUAUAGAAAAGCAGAUGUAUGUAAUAAAUGUGUUUGGCCUUCCC